Megalopta genalis is the source of this 3742-nucleotide messenger RNA. Its product is annotated as UDP-glycosyltransferase UGT5. Lineage: Eukaryota; Metazoa; Arthropoda; Insecta; Hymenoptera; Halictidae. Gene Ontology annotation, molecular function: UDP-glycosyltransferase activity. The record is from RefSeq and is a predicted model, not a curated record.
UGCGAUCUAACGAUUAGUAAUUUCGUAGUCAGCGCCAGCGAUUGAUCAUCGAUUCUUGGCACCAUGAAGUAUACUGUGUCGUCGGUUGUACUUUCGGUCUUCGGCUUCGUCUGUAUCAGCCAGCAAAUACAGGCCGCCAGGAUCUUAGCCAUUGUCCCGACGCCGUCUUACAGCCAUCAGAUUCCCUACCGAAAAUUAUGGCUCGAGUUGCACGAACGCGGCCACGAGAUAGUGCUCGUCACAACGAAUCCGAUCCCGAAUAUGGACUCGAAGAGGUUCCAACAAAUCGACGUUAGCGACACGUACAAGGAAAUGGACAACAUCGAUUUUAUGAAGUUACGUUUCGGAAAGUUCGAUUGGCUUGCGUUCGUCGAGAAGUAUCUGUAUAACAAAGCAUACAAUUUCGCGGAAAACGUGCUGAACCACACGGAUAUGAAGCCGAUCUACGCACCCAACAGCAACCAAAAAUUCGAUGUUGUAUUGGCCGAAAUGCUCGCGAUGCCUGCCAUCUACGCCUUCGCCUAUAGGUUCGACGCACCCUUGAUAGGGUUGAGCUCAAUGAGAAUUCUUACAUUGAAUGAACACGCACUCGGUGGUGUGAUAUUGCCAUCGCACGAGAACUGGGAAGUGGAGCCGAACGUGGGGACGAAUCAGCCAUUUUAUAGAAGACUGCAAAAUUUUCUAAAGCUCUCACGGUUGUUGUAUAUUACCUACCGUGAUCUCUUCCCACGUCAGCAGAAAUUAGCGGAAGAAUACUUCGGUCCCUUGCCUCCGUUGCUCGACAUACUAAAGAACACUAGUGUUGUAUUUGUCAACCAAGCCGAUGCCAUAUCACCAGCCAGACCAAAGCUUGCGAACAUGAUUACCUUCACGUCUUUCCACGUCGAGAAGACCUCGACUCCUUUGCCCGCGAAUCUGAAACGCUUUCUGGAUAACGCAACCGAAGGAUUUAUCUACAUCAGUCUGGGAAGCAAUGCUAGGAGCUCGAGCAUGCCUACAGAUACCCUACAGAUUUUCCUUGAUGUAUUUUCCAGACUGCCCUAUAAAGUUGUGUGGAAGUUCGAGGGGGACAUGGCCAACAAGCCCGAUAACGUCUUUACUGGAAAAUGGCUACCGCAACAGAGCAUUCUUGCGCACCCAAAUAUUAAGCUGUUCAUCUAUCAAGGAGGUGUGCAAAGUACUGAGGAGGCGGUACACUUUUCGGUACCUCUAUUAGGAUUACCGAUAUUAGCGGAUCAAGACUACCAAGUGCUCAGGAUGGAAGCCCUCGGUGUCGCAAAAUGCAUGGACAUUGUAACUGUUACGAGAGAAGAAUUGGUAGCUGCUAUUCGAGAAAUCAUAACUAAUAAAGAGUACAAGGAAAAGAUAAUCGCACUAAAAGAGCUCGUGAACGAUACACCAUACAAUCUGGCGGAGUAUCUAGCAUGGUGGGUUGAGUACGUGAUUCGCAAUAAAGGCACCCCCCAUCUUCGUUCAAACGCGGUCCAUCAACCUUGGUACCAGCGUUGCGACGUAGACAUCGUGGUAUUCUUAACGAUCAUGUCCGUUUUAAUCAUUUCAAACAUAACUAGCAUCGUCGUAAAAUUGGUAGUGCGGUCGUACAAUUAUUAUCAUAGGAUACCUGCACCCAGCAAACAAAAAAUUAGAUACUACAAUGAUCUCUUAACGUCGUAUUUAGAAGACUAUCUUCAUGACCAAGGGUCCUAUAAAUUAUUGAAUAACACGAAUGAAGAGAACAUAUUUUUCUCUUUUUUUUUGUCGACGUCUUUUCGUACCGGUUGCAAAAAAUUUGCAAACUCGAAAACGCGGCGGCAAAACUGCCGUAAACCGGUCUAUAGCUCGACGUACAAAACCACGGAAACGUGCGAUCCAACAAGUAGUAGUCCCGUGACAACUGCCACUAUGAAGUUCACUCUAUCGAUCAUGUAUUCGGUCUUCGGCUUGCUCUGUAUCGGUCAGCAAGUAGAGCCCGCCAGGAUUUUAGUGGUUAUCCCAAUGCCAUCUUACAGUCAUCAGAUUCCAUAUCGAAGACUAUGGCUCGAGUUGCACGAACGCGGCCACGAAAUAGUGCUCGUCACAUCGGAUCCGAUCCCAAACAUGGACUCGAAGACAUUCCAACAGAUCGAUAUCAGCAAAUCGUAUAAGAAAAUAAGGGAAAUCGACUUUAUGCAGCUUCGAUUCGACAAGGUCGAUUUCUUUGAGUUACUCGAGAGGCAUCUACUGGAUUUAGCCGAUUUCUUCUUAGAAAACGUACUGAAACAUACGGAUAUGAAAUCGAUCUACGCACCCAAUAGUAAUCAAAAGUUCGACGUUGUGAUGAUAGAAAUGCAAGUGGUAGCUCCCUACGUCUUCGCUCACAGGUUCAACGCGCCCGUAAUAGGAUUAAUCUCCACCAGAAUAUUCUCAUUAUAUGAACUCGCACUCGGUGGUCUAAUGUUGCCGUCGCACGAGUCCACUUGGGAAAUGGAGGCGAAUGUAGGGACGAAUCAGCCAUUUUGGAGGAGACUACGAAAUUUUCUUAAAUUAUGGUGGAACUUGUAUAUUGUCUACCAUAAUCUAAUCCCGCGUCAGCAGAAAUUAGCGGAAAAAUACUUUGGACCUCUGCCUCCGUUGAUCGACAUACUGAAGAACACUAGUGUUGUGUUUGUCAAUCAAGCCGAUACCUUAACGCCAGCCAAACCAAAGCCUGCGAACAUGAUUACCUUCACGUCUUUCCACGUUGAGAAGAACCCGUCUCCUUUGCCCGCGGAUCUACAACGCUUUGUGGAUAACGCGGCCGAAGGAUUCAUCUACUUCAGUCUGGGUAGCAACGUUAUGAGCUCCAGCAUGCCUAAAGAGACCCUACAGAUUUUCCUUGACGUAUUUUCCAAACUGCCUUAUAAAGUUGUGUGGAAGUUCGAAAAGGAUAUGCCCAACAAGCCCGAUAACAUCUAUACUGGAAAAUGGCUUCCUCAGCAGAGCAUUCUUGCGCAUCCCAAUCUUAAGCUGUUCAUUUACCAAGGAGGUAUGCAAAGUACUGAAGAGGCAGUACAAUUUUCGGUACCGCUACUGGGAUUUCCGAUAUUUGGGGAUCAAGACUCGCAAGUGCUCAAGAUGCAGGACCUUGGUGUCGCAAAAUACAUGGAUAUCGUAACUAUCACGAGAGAAGAAUUGGAUGCUGCCAUUCAAGAGAUAAUAAUUAAUAAAGAGUACAAGGAAAAGAUAAUCGCACUAAAACAGCUCGUGAACGAUACCCCGUAUGAUAUGGUGGAGUACCUAGCAUGGUGGGUUGAGUACGUGAUUCGCAAUAAAGGCAUCCCCCAUCUUCGUUCAACCUUGGCUCAUCAACCAUGGUACCAGUAUUGCGACAUGGACAUCGUGGUAUUCCUAACGAUUGUGUUCGUUUUAAUCAUUUUAAUCAUAACUGGCAUCAUCGUGAAAUUGUUCCUGCGUUCGUACCAUUAUUACCAUAGGAUAUCUCCAUCCAGCAAACAAAAAAUUAAAUAACUAAAAAUCGGUGAAAUAGAGUAAGUUAUAAAUAUGGAUGAACUACGAACAGCAUUCUACUAUAAAUAUAGAUUGAUUGUAUUUUCUAUGCGAUUUAUGACAAAUUAGACUGAUCGAUUCACUGGUUCUUGAGAAAGAACUACGAUGAUACGUAAUUGAUAAGCAGUAGUCAAUUCAUGAACAAGAGAGGUGAAAGGUUCUAAGAACUGAAAUAUAAAUCAUUUGGAAUUCGCUAAUAAAAAGUCGCAUAAAAUUA